UCAGAGACGCAGGAGUUUGUCUGUGGUACCCAUUUGGAGACUGAAAACAUUCACGGAUAACUAAUUGCGUCCAUUUACCAGCCGACUUUGCGUUCAGAGGUUAUCCCGUCAUAGGUUCACAGGGGAAGAGGUUGAUAUCAUGAUGUCAAAGACAGAGUUUUGCUGUGUCAGUCUCUAAAGUCAGCCACAGGAGAAACGUUUGGUGUUCAGUGUUUGAUUAUGCUUCCAUUUAUCUGUCGUGGGAUAUGGAGAGCAACCGUCCACACACGUAGGAUAAGCAGAGGAACCCCACCAUGCAGACUCCUGUCCACCUGUGAUGAAGCCACAGGCCCACUGGCUGAUGCUGAGACCAUCUACGCGUUGUCAUCAGGUCAUGGCAGGUGUGGGGUGGCAGUGAUACGAGUCAGUGGUCCAGCAUCAACCACAGCUCUGAGGCACAUGGCCGGGUUCACACGCAGCCUGCCUCCACCACGCACUGCCCUGUUACGCAGCAUCACAGACCCACAAGUCAAAGAAGUGCUGGACCGUGGACUGGUCCUCUGGUUCCCAGCUCCUCACAGUUUUACAGGAGAGGACAGUGUGGAGUUCCAUGUCCACGGUGGUCCUGCUGUCAUCACUGCUGUCUUACAGGCUCUAGGAAGCGUGCCUGGCAUGAGGCCUGCUGAAGCUGGAGAGUUCACGCGGAGGGCCUUUCAAGCAGGAAAACUGGGUUUAACAGAGGUGGAAGGACUCGGGGAUCUGAUCCACGCUGAGACAGAGGCCCAGAGGAGACAGGCUCUCAGGCAAAUGUCAGGAGAACUGGGACGUCUCUAUCAGGACUGGAGCCACAAACUGAAACGGUGUUUGGCUCAUGUUGAGGCCUUCAUCGACUUCAGUGAGGAUGAGCUCAUUGAGGAUGGGGUCUUAAACCAAGUAGACAGAUCGGUGUGCAGUUUACAAGCGGAGAUGGAGCAACACCUAAAGGAUGAGAGAAAGGGCGAGCGCCUUCGCAAUGGAGUUCAGGUGGUCAUCGCAGGAGCUACUAAUGCGGGGAAAAGUAGCCUACUGAACACACUCUGCCAGAGACCUGCUGCCAUCGUGUCUCCCAUUGCUGGGACCACCAGGGACGUAGUGGAGACAGCACUGGACAUCGGUGGCUUCCCUGUCCUCCUAAGUGACACAGCCGGCAUCAGAGACAGCCCCGACGUGGUGGAGAAAGAGGGGGUCCGCCGAGCUCGGGAAAAGGUGGAGCUGGCAGAUCUGACACUGGUGGUUGUGGACUGUGCAAACCUCCCCACUGAUGCUCAGCAGGCUGUAGCCUUCCUUCAGGGACACCUGGGGAGUGUGCUGCCCACCCAGGAGCAACCUCAGACAGACAGGUGUCUCCUGGUGCUGAAUAAGACUGACCUGCUGCCUGAAGAUCAAAGACAGAAGCUGAAUGGGGAGUUGAAACAGGUCUCUGGACUUCCUCCUGUCUGUCUGAUCUCCUGUUGCACAAAUGAAGGACUGCAAGACUUCCUCACAGUGCUGCACAACAGUGUCAAAACUCUGUGUGGCGACCCUCUGUCUGGUGCCCCCACCCUGACCCAGGCCCGCCACAGGGCCCACCUGCAGCAGUGUGUGGCGGCCCUGGCUCAGUACCAGUGGUACCGCGAGACUGACCUCGCUCUGGCAGCAGAGGGUGUCCGGUUGGCUCUCACCAGCCUGGGCCGGAUCACUGGACGGGUCGGGGCGGAGGAGAUCCUGGAUAUCAUCUUCAAAGACUUCUGCAUUGGAAAAUAGUCAGAUAAGUAGGAGUGAAAACAUUAAAUACAUGUGAUACUAGCCUGCUGGGAGAGGAAAAAAUGUCAUCUUGUGCUGUCCCAGAGUAUCAGUAAAGAAAAUGGCACAAAAGGGCACAGCCUCGGCAUUGUGCCAGGCUUCUAGGCAAAGCCAGAGUAAAAAGAAAAAAGAAUUCAUGUUCUUGGCUGCAGAAUGCAUCUGCUCCCGAGAUACAAACAUGUUUGUUUUCUGUUGUUGCUUUUUAACAGACUGAGAUAGUUUUAACGUGAUGACAGGUGCCUCAGAGGCCCCAUACGCUGGACAAGUGUUUGGCAAGUCUUGAGUCGUAAUUUAAAAAUAGAUUUCGAAACCCUUUGAUAGGUGAAUAUUGGGCUCUUGGGUUGGAACACAACAGCCAAGAUAAUUUAAAAUAAAGCCAGCUGCAGACCUCUGCAAGGUCAUGGACUCAAAGUUUGGAUGUUUACUUGUAUUGCAGGACAAAGAAGAAUUUGUUUUUGGGAGCAGGGAACAGACACCUGAAACCUGUUGGGAUAACUCGAAAUCAUUGUAUAAUUUCGAUGAGAAAUUGUAUUACUUUAAAUGCAUUAUGUGUUGUAUUAAAUGUUAUAUCUUGUUAAAAUAGUUUCACACAUAAUUAUUACAUUUCAACAUGGAUCUUGGAUGUGAAGUUAACGGGAUUAUGUGUCUUAUCUUACUACUAACUGGUACCAUUGCAACAAGCUGCAAACUCUGAGAUGCGAUCAUCUUAUAGUUGAUAUGGUAGAUUUCGUUUGUUGAUUAUUUACACAUCCAGCAGACAGGGUGCAGUAUUAGCAUUAUGUUUCUGGCCACCAGGCAAAUGGAGAGUUUUUUUCAGUAACAUAAAAUUUUACCUAUUCUUACAUUUCUUGCUACACAGUAGCUGUUGGUACAAGUUUGAGUAGGCUCUGAUUUAUUCCAUUGUAAGCUACAUUUUUGUCCAGCCUCCCCCAUAAAGCAUAACAAAAUAGACAAACAGCGUGUAGAGAAAGUCAGAGUGACCCAGGUCCCCUCUCUACUCUGUGGGAAAGGUAUGCUUUUGGAGGCAAUGCUGUCUGUGCCCUUUGUUCCCUUGUCAAUCUGGCCUUGAUCAAAUAUUUAUGUUUCCUUGUUGAACUCCUCACCCUUCUUCCCCACUUGGUUUCUUGCCUCCCAGUCUCUGACGACAGUCGCCCUGCUUUACACCAGCAAAACUGCCCAUCUCCCAGCCUUUUUGUCUCUCUCCGCUCUGUCUCCGCUGCCUGACCUUUCCUCUUUCGGCAGUGCUCUGUCAGCCUUUUUGUCCUCUUUCAUGUUCUCCCUGAUUAAUUACAACACAGGGGGACUUUAAGCUAAAAGUGGUACUUGCUGUCA
Toxotes jaculatrix (banded archerfish) is the source of this 3132-nucleotide messenger RNA. RefSeq names its product GTP binding protein 3, mitochondrial (gene gtpbp3). Gene Ontology annotation, biological process: tRNA methylation; tRNA wobble uridine modification. Gene Ontology annotation, cellular component: mitochondrion; cytoplasm. The record is from RefSeq and is a predicted model, not a curated record. Gene Ontology annotation, molecular function: GTP binding; protein binding; GTPase activity. Bases 220 to 1761 code for a protein of 513 amino acids. Lineage: Eukaryota; Metazoa; Chordata; Actinopteri; Toxotidae. The transcript is spliced from 11 exons.